AUGGGACAAAAUCCUAUCAAGAGUUUGAAUAAUGAGGAAAAUUUUCUGAUUGGACAAGCCUCAGAGAUGCUCCUGAACGGCAAGCCAGCCGGAGACAGCACACAAAAUUUCUGUACCAUUGGAAAAGUGUAUGGAAAUUAUGAAGUAAUUUCAAAGAUUGGAGAAGGAGCCUAUGGCCAAGUAUUCAAAGUCAUCAGAGUGAGCGAAGGCUCUCAUCAGCAACAACAACAACGAAGCAGCUCUCGCUUCUUCCAAAUACCUACCAGUCCUCUCAGUACCACCACCACCACCACGAGUCCAAAAGGAAGUCUUGAUCCUUCCACAGUAUUUAAACAAGAAUUUAGAAAAUCCACUGUACGAACAUAUUAUGCCAUGAAAGUGAUGGUCAUUAUGAAUGAUGAACAUUCGGCAUCGACCAAUCCUCAUAGUUUGUCAAAAAUUGAAAACGAAAUCAAUAUUCUUCGAUCCUUGGAGCAUAAGAACAUUUUGAAAUAUGUUGACCAAUUUUACUUGAAAGUGGAUUUGACUCCAAAAAUUAAAAAGGAUGCCAUUGCUCUUGUGUCAGAAUAUUGUGAAGGAGGAAGUUUGGGAGAUAUCAUUGAUUUGAAUCAAAGUAGUAACAUUCCACUCCGUAAACUGGUUGAAUGGUUUACUUGUAUGGUUGAUGUGUUAUAUUAUUUCGAACAAAAGGGUGUCAUUCAUCGUGACAUCAAGCCUGGUAAUUUAUUGUUGCAGGGGGGAGUUGUGAAAUUAGCAGAUUUUGGUCUUGCUAAAACUGUGGAAGAGGCUUCUUCAAACAAAAAUCAUACCGUGUGUGGAAGUCCUAUUUAUGUUUCUCCUGAAGUCAUGUUUAGAGCAGGAUACAGCUCAAAAGCAGAUGUUUAUUCACUUGGUAUUACAUUCCUGGAAGUAUGUUCUGGCGUUUCUCAUGAUAUGUUCAGUGAAUAUUUCAAAACCGAGAAAAUUGAUUUACAACCCCUUCUUAAUCGUGUACAGCUUUCUUCUCUUAAGACUCUAUUGUCUCUUUGUAUACCAUCCAAUCCAAGUGAAAGAAUAUCAGUGGAACAACUCCAUAGACAUCCAAUCAUUCAGGCAUAUCUUUAUCUGUUAUAUGGUAAACAACCUAAAGAUCCAAGGAAUCUGACGUUUAUCGGAGUGAUUAUUGGAUCCAUUGAACUCAUUUAUAAAUCAAGAGAAAUUCACAUGAAUGCGGCUCUAUGUAAUGCUAUUAAAUUGAUUAAUGAUGUGCUUCCCAAUCAGACAAUCCUUGAUUCCAUCUACGAAGGCGAGCACACAAACUUUAUUGGAAUUAUUUUAAAGAUGGGCACUGUAUGGAGCACUUAUGAUAACUCUGAUUUGGAGGUUGCUUGUGAACACUUUUUGAAAAAAUAUAUGGAGUCUGGUUAUCUCUACAAGCAACAUUUAGCCGAAGAAAUUGUAACAAUGUAUUACGAUUCGGAUGUCCCACAAGAAAGAUUGGAUUGGUUUUUGGAAACACAUUUACUGCAGCAUGUUGAUGGAGAAAUGGUAUCUAUGAUACUUGAAACUGUGAAAAAUGCAGAAGGAAAGUUACGACCAAACGUUGCAAAGCAACUCGAAGAGAGGCUUUCAAAAUUGGAAGUUAAACAAGAACUGGACAUUAUUGACGAAAUUUAA
Naegleria fowleri is the source of this 1656-nucleotide messenger RNA. RefSeq lists its product as uncharacterized. Gene Ontology annotation, biological process: protein phosphorylation. Gene Ontology annotation, cellular component: cytoplasm. Bases 1 to 1656 code for a protein of 551 amino acids. Gene Ontology annotation, molecular function: ATP binding; protein serine/threonine kinase activity. The transcript has 8 exons. The record is from RefSeq and is a predicted model, not a curated record. NCBI's taxonomy places the organism in Eukaryota, Heterolobosea, Eutetramitea, Acrasida, Naegleriidae.